AUGAGGUUCGGAAAGGAGGGCAAGCUUAGCCCUAGGCAUAUAGGUCCAUACCAGAUCAUCAGACGAGUUGGUCGUGUAGCAUACAAGUUGGACCUUCCAUCAGACCACAAUCCUUCCAGAGUUGCACCAUUCGAUGAUGUACAUAUCACUGAGAAGUUGACUUAUGAGGAGGUACCUAUUGCCAUUUUAGAUCGGCAGGUUCGUCGGUUGAGGACGAAAGAUAUUCCUUCGGUGAAAGUGUUAUGGCGGAGCAAUAAUGUGGAAGAGGUGACUAGGGAAGCUGAAAAGGAAAUGAGAUCUAGAUAUCCACAUCUCUUCAAUACUCCAGACUUCUUUGAGCACUCUGAUGGGAAAAUAGACCACUUGAUCAGUGAUGGAUAUGUGGUUAAAGAAGAUUGA
Molecule: messenger RNA, 399 nt
Organism: Nicotiana attenuata
Lineage: Eukaryota; Viridiplantae; Streptophyta; Magnoliopsida; Solanales; Solanaceae
Exons: 3
Coding region: 1-399 (132 amino acids)
Source: RefSeq, a predicted model, not a curated record